Messenger RNA from Vicia villosa (hairy vetch), 2054 nucleotides. RefSeq names its product cyclic dof factor 1-like. The transcript has 2 exons. NCBI's taxonomy places the organism in Eukaryota, Viridiplantae, Streptophyta, Magnoliopsida, Fabales, Fabaceae. Gene Ontology annotation, molecular function: DNA binding; DNA-binding transcription factor activity. The record is from RefSeq and is a predicted model, not a curated record. The coding region runs from base 131 to 1444 and encodes 437 amino acids. Gene Ontology annotation, biological process: regulation of DNA-templated transcription.
UCUAUGAUUUUGGGUUUCUUUCUUUGUUUUGCCAUCUUUUCUUCUUUUAGUCACUUUUUUGUGCCCUUUUUUCCUUUCUCUCUCACUCUUUUUCUAUCCAACUAACAACAAACAAACUUCCAUUUGAGGCAUGUUCCAAGAUCCUUCAAUCAAGCUUUUUGGAAGUGAUAUUCAUAUUCAUAUUCCCAUUACCACAGAUUCACACUCUUUCUCCUCUCAGAUUCACUCUCUUCCACAACAACAUCAACAACCCAUCUACAUCAUGAAUGGACUUGAGGAAUCGACUAAUGCUGAUGUUAGUGUUUCUUUGAAUGAAGUUUCUUGCAAUCAAGCUUAUCCACGAGAUGAUGCUAAUGCUAUUCCAAACAUGUACGAAACCGGCACUUCAAAACCGGGGACGGAAUUAGUUCAUAGUACUUAUGAACAGAAGACUGCCAAAAGAGAUAUUGACAAUCAAGGGAAAGCUUUCAAGAAGCCAGACAAGGUUCUUCCAUGUCCUCGCUGCAAUAGUUUGGAGACAAAGUUUUGCUAUUUCAACAAUUACAAUGUUAACCAACCAAGGCAUUUCUGCAAAAAUUGUCAUAGGUAUUGGACAGCUGGGGGAGCAAUUCGGAACGUUCCUAUUGGAGCCGGUAAGCGUAGAAAUAAGCAUUUGCCUUUGCAGAACGUUCCUGUCAUACACACAGAUUCCAACCCUGCUAGUCACAUGGAAGAAGUUCCUCUUAGCGAAUCACUAGAAACUGUGUUAAAUCUCAAGAGCCGUAGAAAAAUUGAAACGGACUCUUCUACUGUCAAAGACGAUAUUGAAGACCCUUCUAACUUUUCUGCAACAGCGGCUAAUUCCGGCGAGAAGGAGCAUUCUGAAAAUGGAAUAGAGCAUGUUGGUUUGACACCACAAUACAAUGGCUUAAUUCCUUUGCAUUCACUUCAUUAUUAUUCUGCUCCUCCAUGGACUUAUCCAUGUUGGAAUCCUACGCCGUUUCAGCCAGAUAACAUAACCUCCAGUCCUGCACCCAUGAUGGCAGUAGAAAUACCGAUGCCACCUUCAUCAUAUUGGGGUUGUAUGCCAAAUUGGGUUGGCCAAAUGGAUGGCAUUCAAUCACCUUCAUCUUCGGUUAGUAGUGGCACGUGUUCCGGUAAUAGGUCACCAACUUUAGGAAAACAUUGGAGAGAUGGAAGUACACAAGCAGAAGAUACGACGAAACACAAUAUUUGGGUGCCUAAAACUAUCCGAAUCAAUAAUCCAGAAGAGGCUGCGAAGAGUUCUAUAUGGUCAACUUUGAGAACAAAAUCUCAACAGAACAAACCUAUUAUGAAAGGAGGUGUUUUUAAAUCAUUUGAACCUAAGUCAAGUGCAAGUUCUCGAGAUUCAGACGAUAAUCAAAUUCUAAGAGCUAACCCUGCUGCUUUCUCUCGGUCCGGAACUUUUCAAGAAAGCAUUUAAUAUCCUAACUCAGUCUUGGUAGCAUUUAUUUUUAGAUGAGGCAUUAAGAAUUUCUCUGAGUUUCAUUGUUGUCUUUGGCUAAUUCCAUGUAAUUGAAGUUUUAGAAGAUAGCCAUAAUAAGAAUAGCAGAGGAAUUUUAGGGUCAUAUGUUCUCUGAUCUGUUAGAAUUUCAGUUUUGUGACAGCAAUUGCUCCAUGAUAAAACUAGACUUGUUAGUUUUCACAUCAAUUUCAUUGCAAUAAAGAAAGAAACUCAUGAAAGUUGAUGAAUCUUUACUUUGAGGUAUGAUAUUUAGGCUUCCAAUCUGAAGCAAUCCUGAUAGUAACUACUUUGAGAUGUUUCUUAGUUCCAUGUAAUCUUCAUUUGUUUCACCAUCCAUUCAAUUCUAACUUUCGAGUUCGCGCGUAUCAUUCGUUUUUGUAUGCAUUUCACUUGUUUUCGUUUUUGUAUCGUGCUGAUUCUCGAGUUAGUUAUAGCAUAAAGCAAAAUGCUCUGGCUUAUUCCUGUCGCAAAUUUCUUUUUCUUGUCUGUUUUGUUAUAUUAGCUGUUAAGAUUUUGCAAUUUUUUCUGACCGUCAUGAAACUUCAUAAACAUAAUUUUCAACCUCGGU